AUGCUGGAAGAAUCCUUUGCGACUGAGGACCUCAGCGGUAGUAGUGAUCUCAUCGACAUACACUUCAUCAUAUCGGACAAUCUGCUGACAGAAGCAUGGACGGUAGCUAAGGAGCCGAAACCAACGGAAAAACGGUUUACUGACCGAUGUCGGGAUGGCCGAUUGGCCAGCCCACAAUCACGCCGCUCACGCGUGUCAAACAGCAUUACCUGGUUUCCACCUGAACAGGGGUUGAACGAAAACGUGGGGACACAAGGUGACCUCAAACCUCGUUCGUCACCCCCGACGGAAUUCAUUCCGUCAUACCAACUCCCCGAGGGAAGGAAACGUCCCGAGGAAGACACCAAUGAGCAGCUUACAGCAAACUUAAAGAGCGCCCAGCUUCGUAAUCCAAGGCCACGCCCACGAGGGAGGAAUGGUCCCCUGGAGGCCACUGGGACCCCUAAAAAAUCCAGCAGCCCAAGUUAUGAGCCUCCUCCAAGACCACAGAAGAGGAGGCGUUUGAGAAAUUUCAUAUCCCCCAGUAGCCCUCUCCCGCCGGAAAAGUCACAUUCGGCUGUCAAUACCUCCGCUCCAGUUCCAAAAACUUCCCGGAGGCGCAGGGCAGAACCACCGGCAAGUCCAAAGUGCAACAUCGAGCCAAUCAGAUCCCCAGUUUUUAUAAAAUUUCAGUCCAAUAGGGAUGCCGGCAGAAGCCCUGAGACAGCUGUUGAAUAUACGCAACAAAGCGUGGCUAGAGCACAUGCGGUGGCUCAAGUGAAAGUCUUGCAAAAUGCUUACGUUGCCACCACGGUCACUGGGGUCUCACACGAUGUAUGCGGAGGAAAAGACAAGCUGCGAGUUGAAAAAAGCCGCCUCUGUAUGGCCACCCAGGAUCGAAAGCACAGACGCUCGUUCAAGCGGUCUCAUGCGCAAAAAGUUCCUCCUUCUCUUCUACGCGAGCCAAUCAUCUACAGGCAGAUUGAUACCUACACCCCCACGGUGUCACAGUCCCCUCUCAGAGCUUCGAGGGCCGCCCACCCCUGCGUUGAAAACUGGACUCAGUAUGAGGACACCGAACUGAAGGAUGUCUCCGGACGAGAGGGCGGCAAGCGUUCGUAUUCUCAGUUAAUAGAAGUCCAGGUUGGCGACAAACGAUCGCAGAAUGGCCAAAGAUGUGCUAGGGAUAAAUUGCCCGACAGAGAGAUUGAUGUGGAGAAUCGAUCUUCUUCCUACAGCGAGUUACAGACAACGUUUUCACCUGUCAAACACAGCCAGGAACUGCACAGAAGCGUUUACUGGAUGUUCAUCCCACUAAAAGUAGUUGAUAGUCAACAAGAUUUGGAAUGCAAAUGCAUAAAUUGUCCCCAGGUUUGCACUUGUACGGCUGAUUGUGACUCGACACAGGCCUGCGAAGCGGGGCUGCAGACAUAG
Molecule: messenger RNA, 1413 nt
Organism: Spirometra erinaceieuropaei
Lineage: Eukaryota; Metazoa; Platyhelminthes; Cestoda; Diphyllobothriidea; Diphyllobothriidae
Source: the annotation of a GenBank genome assembly